AUGUCUGCAGGUUCAGACGGCCACGCCGCAGCACGGGCCAGCCGCCGAAAGGCGUGCGACCUGUGCUUCAAGAAGAAGAUCAAGUGCGACAUGGUCCAGCCGGUCUGCUCCAACUGCAUCCUCUACAAGACCGAAUGCCGCACAAGCAUCAUCCGCCGCAAGGGCCCUGGACCCAAGGUGAAGGCGCCGCAACCACUGGCGGCUCAGCCGGAGAAGGCACCCUCUGAAACGAGCUCUGCGCCCGACUCGUCAACAGAGGAACGGCUCUCGCGCAUCGAGAAGCAGCUUCAGCAGAUCAUCGAAAUCACCAAGUCCCGGGCGGACACGCAAUUCACCCCCCUAAACCCCGAUGAUGAUGAGAGCAACUCCGCAAGCAACACAAGCCCUGAAGGCGCGGACAGCGCCAACGACAGGACCAUUGCAGCCGACACGACCAGCUCCGUGCAGUGCUACUGUCCGAACGACGAGUUCCCGCUCCCGCCGCUGGAGGAGGCCAUUCCCCUUGUGAACCACUACUUUUCCAUCUUCAACCUCGUUGUACCCCUCUUCGAGCAGAGGGCGUUCAUGGAGAUCCUCAGCAACUUUUACCAAGGCCAGUCUCGCACCAAGGCCGCUUGGGCUGCCAUCCAAGUGGUCCUGAGCCUCAGCUUGCGGACGGCGACGCCCGAGGCCCUGCAAGACGGUGGCGGGCCGGAUCGCUUCCACCGGGCGAACUUGUACCUCAAGAACGCUCAGUCGGUGGUUUCGGAUCUGGUCACGCGCGACGAGGACCUCUUGGGCAUUCAGGUCCUUUUGGGCAUCGUGAUUCUGUUCCAAAACAGCAGCGACCCGAAGCCUGCUAGCGUUGUCAUCGGGACUGCCAUGAGGCUUGCGCACCGGUUGCAGCUACACUCGGAGGAAGCCACGAAGCAUUUUACUGCCGAGGAGAAUCUCCAGCGGUCAAGGAUAUUUUGGAUCGCGUACACGUUUGACAAGGACAUUUCACUGCGCAUCAAGGCCCCGUCAAUACAGUCGGAUGCAGACAUAGAUGUGCCGCUACCAUCUCUCACCGUGUCCGAUGGAAUCGGGCUCAUAUGGUCCCAAGACGGCACCUCCCACUUCAAUUAUCACCGCCUCCGCGUCGACCUCGCUCACAUCGAGGGCCAGAUUUACGACCUCCUCUGCUCCAACCGCGCCAGCAGGGUGCCUCCCGAAGAACGGAAGCGCAGGAUCUGCCGCCUCCAGAUCCAGCUGAACCGGUGGUACGAGCGCGUACCGCCCGCGUUCCAGAUUGACAACGCGGCCACAAACCUCGCGCCGACGGAGCUGGUCAUCGUCACCAAGAUGCACCAUUCGUACCUCCUCGCGACGGUCAUGACGCAUGGCCUCUACAGCCACAAUGCCGAAUGGCUCAAAAUGAUCAACUCGCGGAACCAGGGCGCCAUUGAAGACCUUGCCCAGGCGAUGGACAGCUGCGCGACCAAGGCUCACACUCCGCCGUUCCCAGGUGGCUGGAGCAGGUGUGUCGAAUUGAGUCGUGGGUGCAUGGAGCUCUUUGAGAAGUCUACCCCGACUGAAUGCCUCGUAUGGCAAUGCUGCUGCCCUCACUUCUCUGGCCUCAUCGUCCUGCUGGCCAACAUGCUCAUCAAGCCGAACCACGAAUACAUCUCGCUCGAUCAACAUCUCACCACCAAGGCCAUCCAGCUCUUCGACAGGCUUCUCGAGUUUAAUCCGUCGGAGUCGAUCCAGAAGAUACGCGUCAUUGUCGGCGGGCUUUACGACCGAGCGUUUGAGGAGGUUAGCCGCGUCAACGCCGAGCGGGCAGAGGCAGACGCAAAGGCCGGGUUCCCGUCGCCAAACAUCGGCAUGUUCUACAACGCCGCGAGCGAGGAGUUCUUUGUGGAGCAGCUCAAGAGCGCGAAGCCGGACUUUGCCCCUGGAGGCUUCGAUCCGUUUUCCUGGGAACGACAGGGGGUGGCGUCAAUGGACUGGGGCUGGGGCUUUGAUGCCGUGGACGCGACACCGCCAUGA
Messenger RNA from Purpureocillium lilacinum, 2010 nucleotides. RefSeq lists its product as uncharacterized. The record is from RefSeq and is a predicted model, not a curated record. Lineage: Eukaryota; Fungi; Ascomycota; Sordariomycetes; Hypocreales; Ophiocordycipitaceae. Gene Ontology annotation, biological process: DNA-templated transcription; regulation of DNA-templated transcription. Gene Ontology annotation, molecular function: zinc ion binding; DNA binding; DNA-binding transcription factor activity, RNA polymerase II-specific.